AUGCCGCUACCACCACAAGCAACAUUCUGGGACAAGCUAAAGUUCUUCACAUUGAUACCUCGUGUCAUCGCCGCAGGACUAUCCAGACUGAUCCUCCGUCCAUUCAGCAGAGGUCUCCUUCCAGAUUCACUCUUCAAAGACAUUGCAUUCUCAGCCGUUCGAACAAACUUAGCACUAAUCAGUACAGCUCAAGAACAAUGGCUCAACAAGACGACCGAAGGUGCUUAUCUCGAAUUUAUGAAGUCAAAGAGCUUGAAGCCCGAUACUGAUGUGCUCAAUGUCGGGCUGAAGAUUCACUGGCUUGGAAGCAAGAAUGCUAAGAAGACCAUGCUGUACUUCCAUGGUGGUGGAUAUGUUCUCGCUAUGAGUCCUGGUCAUUUACAGUUUUUGGCCGACAUACAGAGGGAUGUUGGUGAUGUUGGAAUCGCUAUUGUGGAAUAUACACUUGCGCCUAUGGGUCAGUAUCCUGUGCAGUUGAGGCAGGCGGCUGAGUCGUUGGACUGGUUGUUGACUAAGCAGGGGAAGAGGCCUGGCGAGAUCAUCCUCGCCGGCGACUCUGCUGGAGCUAACUUGGCACUUGCCCUGAUCUCGCACAUGCUACAUCCUCAUCCUACCGUGAUCAACAAGCCUGAGCUCAGCGAGCCUCUCGCUAGUGCUAUACUGAUCUCUCCAUGGGUCAACUUCGCCAACACCGACCCCAGUAUCCGCCAGAAUGUGAUGUCCGACUUCAUCAGCGAGCCUUCGCUCGAACGAUGGUCAAAGCUGUUCCUUGGUUCAAGUCAAAUCGACAACUACAACACACCCUCCCAAGCAGACAGCACCUGGUUCAAAGGCAUCGAUGAAAAGGUCAAGGACAUCUUGAUCUGGGGAGGUGGCGGUGAGGUACUCAUUGAUUCCAUCGAGUUGAUUGCACAGACACUUAAAGCGGCACAUCGUCAGACGGAGUAUGUUGUUGAACCGGGUAAGAGUCACGAGGACUUUAUCGUCUUGAAACUCCUUGGGUAUAGCGAGAAGGCUGAAGGGACACAACUUAUUGAGAAUUGGAUCAAGGCGAGGCUAUGA
Messenger RNA from Lithohypha guttulata, 1062 nucleotides. RefSeq lists its product as uncharacterized. Lineage: Eukaryota; Fungi; Ascomycota; Eurotiomycetes; Chaetothyriales; Trichomeriaceae. Gene Ontology annotation, molecular function: lipase activity. The transcript has 3 exons. The record is from RefSeq and is a predicted model, not a curated record. The coding region runs from base 1 to 1062 and encodes 353 amino acids.